Tinamus guttatus (white-throated tinamou) is the source of this 2364-nucleotide messenger RNA. Lineage: Eukaryota; Metazoa; Chordata; Aves; Tinamiformes; Tinamidae. The record is from RefSeq and is a predicted model, not a curated record.
GACGGGAUCUUGCUGGGGGCCGUGGGUGCCUACGACUGGAACGGAGCCGUCCUCAAGGAAACCAGCAGUGGGAAGGUCAUUCCUCUGCGAGAGUCCUAUCUCCAGGAGUUCCCAGAAGAGCUGAAAAACCACGGCGCUUACUUGGGUUACACCGUCUCCUCCGUGGUCUCGGCCACGGGCCAGCGGAUCUACGUGGCCGGAGCGCCCAGGUUCAACCACACCGGGAAGGUGAUCAUCUUCACCAUGCACAACAACCGGAACCUCACCAUCCACCAGGCGCUGAAGGGCGAGCAGAUCGGCUCCUACUACGGCAGUGAGAUCAGCGCGGUGGACGUGAACGGCGACGGCGUCACGGACGCGCUGCUGGUCGGGGCCCCCAUGUUCUUCAGCGAGGGCAGGGAACGGGGCAAGGUCUACGUCUACACCCUAAGAGAGAACCGCUUUGUUUUCAGCGGGGCCCUGGAUGACUUGCAGAGCUACCAGAACUCCCGCUUCGGCUCCUGCAUCGCCGCCGUCUCCGACCUCAACCAGGACUCCUACAACGACGUCGUCGUGGGGGCGCCUCUGGAAGACGACCACCAAGGAGCCAUCUACAUCUUCCACGGCUUCGGAGAGACAGUCCUAAGGAAAUACAAGCAGAGGAUAGCAGCUGUGGAGCUCGGACCGGGCCUGAUGUAUUUUGGAUGCAGUAUCCAUGGACAGCUGGAUCUGAACGACGAUGGGCUCAUAGACCUAGCGGUUGGCUCUCUGGGGAACGCCGUGCUGCUCUGGUCCCGCAGCGUCGUCCAGAUCAACGCCAGCAUCCGCUUCGAGCCGCCCAAAAUCAACAUCUUCACCAAGGACUGCAAGCGGAACGGGAAGGAGGCCACCUGCAUGUCAGCCUUCGUCUGCUUCACCGCCGUCUUCCUCUCCGCCCACUUCCAGACGGCCAGUGUGGCGCUGAGGUUCAACGCUACCAUCGACGAGCGCAGGUACACGCCGCGGGCCCACCUGGACGAGAGCGCCGAGCGGCACGCGCACAAGGCGCUCACGCUGCCCGCAGGCCGCGAGCGCUGCGACCGGCUCAGCUUCCACGUGCUGGACACGGCUGACUACGUGAAGCCGGUGGCUUUUUCCAUAGACUAUGACCUGGUGAGCCCCGAAGACGGUCCCAUGCUGGAUGACGGGUGGCCGACCUCGCUCAAGGUCUCGGUGCCUUUCUGGAACGGGUGCAACGAAGACGAGCACUGCGUCCCCGACCUGGUCCUGGAUGCCAGGAGCGACGUGCCAAGCGCCAUGGACUAUUGCAGACGAGCGCUGCGGAGGCCGCCGGCCGAGUGCUCGGCUUACACGCUGUCCUUCGACACCUCCGUCUUCAUCAUCGAGAGCACCAGGAGGAGGGUGGCCGUGGAGGCGACGCUGGAGAACAGGGGCGAAAACGCCUACAGCACCGUGCUCAACAUCUCCUUCUCCAGGAACCUCCAGUUCGCCAGCUUGAUCCAGAGGGACGACAGCGACGUCAACAUCGAGUGCAUGACCGAUGAGAAGCUCCCCAACACGAAGGUGUGCAACGUGAGCUACCCCUUCUUCCGAGCCAAGGCCAAGGUGGCGUUUCGCCUGGAUUUUGAGUUCAGCAAGUCGGUUUUCCUUCAGAGCAUGGAGAUCUCCCUGUCUGCCACCAGUGACAGCGAGGAGGACGAGAGCACCACGGAGGACAACGUCGCCCUCCUCAAGUACAACCUCAAGUACGAAGCCGACCUGCUCUUCACCAGGACAUCAAGCCUGGGCUACUACGAGAUCAAGGCCAACAGCUCCCUGGAGCGCUACGGCCCCGGCCCGCCCUUCCACUGCACCUUCAAGCUGCAGAACUUGGGCUUCUUCCCCGUGGACGGCGUCACCGUCAAGUUCACGGUGCCCGUGGCCACGCGGGCCGGGAACCGCCUGCUGCUGCUCACGGACUUCGCGGCCGAGCAGGAAAACGCGACCUGCAACGUGUGGGGAAACAGCACGGACUAUCGGAGGGCACCGGCCGAGGAGGACCUGACCCGGACCCCCCACCUGAACCACAGCAACGCCGACGUCGUAGCCAUCGACUGCAGCGUGAGGCUGGCGCCCAACGAGGAGCUGCUCUUCCCGCUAUCCCCAAACUGCUCAGAAACAGAGCGAUUCCCUGUUUCCUGCACUUUGGGAGCCACCCCCAUAACCUUUGAAAUCUCCAAGCCGGAGGAGUCGCAGAUCCCCAUCUGGAUCAUCCUGGGCAGCACGUUAGGAGGCCUCCUGCUCCUGGCGCUCCUGGUGCUGGCGCUCUGGAAGCUGGGGUUUUUCAAAAGCGGCAGCCGCAAGCGGGACGCGGAGCAGGAGGCGAGCGCCAAGGUGUUGGAGUGA